AUUUUCCCUACCAUAAACGCCCACUUCAUGGCUGGAGACCCCUUCAUGUUCACUGACAUGACAGAGCUAGAGGAUAAUUACGCCUAAUUGAUUAAGAGAAUGUCUAGUGAACCAGCAGAAAAGAAAACCAAAAUGCCUCUAACUUUGGCCUACUGGAAGAUAAGAGGGCUUGCUCAGCCUAUUCGACUGCUUCUCAAGUACAAUGAACUGGAGUUUGACAACGUGAUGUAUCAGCAAGGAGAUGCUCCCGAUUAUUCAAGAGAAGGCUGGCUUAGUGUUAAAUUUACACUUGGAUUGGACUUUCCAAAUCUGCCGUACAUGAUUGAUGGAGACACGAAGAUCACUCAGAGCAAUGCGAUCUUGCGUCAUGUUGCCCGGAAGUUCGACUUGUGUGGUAAUACUGAGACUGAGAUGGCCAUGGUAGACAUGCUGGAAAACCAGGCAAUGGACUUUAGAAAUGGCUUCACCCGUGUCUGCUAUAACUCCAACUAUGAGUCCUUGAAAGAAGACUACAUCAAGGCUGCAAAGGACAAAAUAAAGGCAUUCUCAACCUUUCUUGGAGGAAAGAAAUGGUUCAUUGGAGACAAGCUCACUUUUGUGGACUUUGUUCUCUACGAGCUGUUGGAUCAACAUCGAAUGUUUGAGCCCUCCCUCUUUGCUGAGCUUCCUAAUUUGAAGGAAUUUUUGGACAAGUUUGAGGCACUGCCUCCCAUCAAGGCGUACAUGGAGUCUGCAGAGUUUAUUCGCUAUCCAGUCAACAACAAUACAGCCUCCUGGGGAGGAAAAUAGAGACAGACGUUGCAAUAAGAACACUAAGAACUUUGUGUAAUACACAUGCAUUGUUUUUCUAACGAUGAUAAUUAUAGUAAACUUUUCA
Molecule: messenger RNA, 877 nt
Organism: Halichondria panicea
Lineage: Eukaryota; Metazoa; Porifera; Demospongiae; Suberitida; Halichondriidae
Product: glutathione S-transferase Mu 4-like
Exons: 11
Coding region: 100-789 (229 amino acids)
Biological process (GO): glutathione metabolic process
Molecular function (GO): glutathione transferase activity
Source: RefSeq, a predicted model, not a curated record